This is a messenger RNA of Wasmannia auropunctata (little fire ant), 3979 nucleotides long. It is a transcript of the gene Oatp33Ea, whose product is annotated as solute carrier organic anion transporter family member 4C1. The transcript has 8 exons. Gene Ontology annotation, biological process: transmembrane transport; sodium-independent organic anion transport. Gene Ontology annotation, molecular function: protein binding. Lineage: Eukaryota; Metazoa; Arthropoda; Insecta; Hymenoptera; Formicidae. Bases 1560 to 3674 code for a protein of 704 amino acids. Gene Ontology annotation, cellular component: membrane. The record is from RefSeq and is a predicted model, not a curated record.
UAAAUAAAUUAGUCGUAGUCUUCAAUGAAAAUAUACAUAUUAUUUUACGCGAGAAAAUUUUUAUCUUCUCUGAGAAGAAACGGAAAUGCUAUUAGUGUCUCCAACUUUGAGAUUCAUGCUUAUGAUAAAUUACAAUUACGUAACCUCAGGUAAACAGACUUACAAUAACAGCGUUAGGCAUCUGAACUGACGAACAUAAUAAGAAGUCAAUUGUUGAAAGUUGUAUUAAUAAAAUAAUUAUGUAGUCCUUCAAUAUAAUAAUUUACAAUUGCAGAAUAUCUCUAAAACAUUUAAUAAAAAAUUAGUAAAAUAUUAAUAAAGUAUGCUCUAAAUCAAAUUCAUGAAGAAAAAUAGCGUACAAAUCUACGAGUAGAUUUGAAAAUGUGUAUUUUAAUUUUCUUCGUGAAAUAAAAGAAUAUCGGAUAAAAUUCUUGUAUAAUCCUUCUCUUUAUUCCGAAUUUUAAACGUAAAUAACAAAAUUUUUAACGUGUUGAUUUUAUUAUUUUGAAAAUUAAUAUGAUGAGUAUUUCAUUGACGAAUGUUGACGCACAAAAGAAUUACGUGUCAGAUUUAUUUGAAUGAUUUAUUGGCGUGACAAGCUUAAUUAGAUUUGUAGAUUAGAUUGCUUACUGUAAAUAUUACUGACACCUGCGUUGUUACGAAGUGCAAAAAUCCCCUUACUUUAUUUCUUGUUAUUUUUCCUGUUAAAAGGAAAUUUAAUGCGUAAAUAGCUAAAGAAUUCCUAUGAAAGCCGACGCGGAUGUUAGUGCAUAAUAAUUUUCUUGGUUACAAUUGUUACAUUUAUUGCGCUAUCAUAUCUAAAUUAAUUUAUUAAAUCUAUUCCUAUGGAUUCGCAAGUAAUUGAUAGAAGAGUGUGUAAUUAUAUGUCUAGUUUACAGUGAAGUAUAUUUACGAUCCUAAUAAUGAUAUGCAUUAUCGUUAUUACGUGAAAUUAUAAUUUCGAUAAAUGGCAUACAAAAUGAAGCUUAAAAUUUCGCGCUACGCGCAUUAUCGUUCACUGUUUUCACUCACUUUAGGUUUACGGGUAUUCGCAUUGUAAACACUCGCGAGAUUAGGUUAGCGUGGUUCUUGUGAUUCAAAAAGUGAGUUGCGUAACGGAUGCGUUUGCAUAUACAUUGCAUCGAAAAGACGUCAUUGUUACUGUCGUUACAUUAUACCGAGGUAAUUGCCAAGUGUGAGCAACGUGCGAGAUUUAUUGUCUUUAUUAACGUAUUAAUAAUUACGCGACUUACGAUGAAAGAUAACGUGGCCUUAUCGCGUCCUGCAAUGCACGCACGUGUCUCAUGUUCAUCAAAUUCUCGCGCCACAAUGGAGCAUUAAAAAUCGAACGCAUCUGCAGUUAUCGAGCAACUUGGAAACACCGCCAAUGGCGUUUGCGGCCUCGUAAUCCUUUUUUUUCUUUUUAUACGCCAUUCGAUAUAAUAUGUGUGUCGUCGUGUCGAUAUAAUAUGUGUAUCAUCGUCUAGACUUAUGCGUGAUUGAGACUGCAAGUCACCGUCAUCGACUCCCGCUAUCGUAAUGACGAGGCUACCGGAGGUAUGAGUAAAGACUGUGGAAUAUGCGGGAUCUAUCCCAGAUGCUUGCGAGCCACCCCGAAGACCUUCAUCGCGGUGUACAGUUUACUGGGCACCGUCCAGGCGAUGGCCUUUAUCUACAUCAUCGUCACCCUGACGACUCUGGAGAAGAGAUUCAAGAUACCCAGUCGUACGACUGGGUUGAUCCUUUCGGGUAACGAGAUCUCGCAGGUCUUGUCCCUGAUCUUGACCUACUACGGAGGAUCCAGUCAUCGGCCAAGAUGGAUCGCGAUUGGGGUCGCGCUGAGCGCAUUGUCCUGUCUCGUUUUGGCACUGCCGCACUUCAUAUACGGUCCUGGGAAGGACGCUCUAGCACUGACGACGGAAUAUCUGAAUCAAACCUUGCUGAACACGACUACUGCCCCGAAGGACAUCGCGAUUUGCCCGCGUUUGGACCAGCUGGAGCUCUGCGACGCCGAAGCGGCGUCGAGCGUUAGUUACCUCCCUCGACUGUUGGUUUUUGUAUCUCAAUUUAUCCUCGGUAUCGGAACGACUCUUUAUUACGGUCUGGGACAGACGUAUUUAGACGACAAUACGAAGAAGAAAAAUACGCCUAUGCUUUUAGGCUUUACGUUCGCUUUACGUACCGUGGGUCCGGCGAUCGGAUUUCUGUUGGGCUACGGUUGCCUAAGUUUAUACAUAGACCCAAAGCUCCAUCCUGUUAUUAACAACAAAGAUCCGCGCUGGUUAGGCGCAUGGUGGCUCGGAUGGAUCAUUCUUGGCGUUACGAUGGGUAUGUUCGCCGUUUUGAUCGCUAUGUUUCCUCGCAAUCUUCCCACAUCGGAAGAUACUUCUAAAGCAUCUAAGCAGGAUGGCGAAGUACCUUUGAAGUUAGAUUUAGUGAAGCAGCAGAAGCCUCCGAUCCAGAGGGAACCUACGACGAACCCGAUACCCUUAGAAACUGAGUACACACCGACACUUCGUGAAUUUCCAAAAGCCGUGAAACGGCUGUUAACGAACCGGCUGUUGACCUGCAACAAUUUAAGCGCUGUAUUUUACAUUCUCGGCGCUUCUGCCUAUAUCACGUUUGUGGCGAAGUACCUUGAAGUCCAGUACAAUCUGUCCGCGGCUGGCGGUACCGUUAUAGCAGGUCCCGUAUCGCUGAUUGGUAUGAUAUUAGGAUUUCUGUUAUCGGGAUUUGUAAUUAGCAAAUUUAAACCCGGCCCGAGACCGCUCCUCGGGUGGAACGUGAUCGUCGGUAUUUGCUACAUUCUGGGACAAAUAUCGUUCAUAUUUUUUGGCUGCCAAGACAGCGUUGGAAUCCGCGGUGUAGACUUGCAGACUAUGCAAAUGAACUUGACAGAAGCUUGCAACGCCGAUUGCAAUUGUGCAGGCAUCAAAUAUUCGCCGGUCUGCCACGAGGCGUCGAGGACAACUUUCUUCUCCGCCUGUCACGCGGGAUGUCAAACGAUCCUGGACGACAAGCAGUUCGGAAACUGCAGUUGUCUGCCGUUGGGCGAAUCGAACCGCUUCGAUUACUUCAGCUCCGGUAAGGCCCUCGUUAUGGAGCAGCAGGUGUAUCAGCUCGACUCGGAAGCAGUUCCGCCGAUCUUCGACAAGGUCAAAGCCGGCCCCUGCCUCAACAACUGCACCCGGCAGUAUUUGUUCUUCAUGGUGAUAAGCAUGGUGAUCAACACGCUGGGCUGUUCCGGGAGAAUCGGCAAUGUCCUGGUGAACUACAGGAGCGUCGAGAAGAGGGACAAGAGUUUCGCCCAAGGCAUCACGCUGAUGAUCAUCUCAUUGGGGGCUCUGAUUCCGGGGCCUAUUAUUUACGGCGCUAUUAUCGAUUCCACUUGUUUGAUAUGGGAGGAAUCCUGUGGGACCAGAGGAAACUGCUGGUUCUACCAUCGGGACAACUUCCGAUUCUUCGUAAACAUCGCUGCGGUCGGAUUUACCACGAUAGGGGUAUUAUUCGACUGUGUAGUCUGCUAUCUCGGCAAAGAUUUGGAUCUAUACGGCGCUGCGGAGAGUGACAAGAGACGCGAGUUCGUGAAGGAAGACGUCGUGAUUGAUAAUGUGGACAAGAAGAAGGAAGUUAAUGGGAAUUUAAAUCAAAGGACAGAGCAAAGUAGUCUAUAACUGCUACUGUGUAUUCGCUGCUGUCCGAUAGUGGACAAAUCCGAUAAGAUUUGUCGAAUUGCUCUAUAGGUACCUGAAAUUCCGGAGCUUUUGUGACUGACGCUGAACAUUCCGAUGAUUUGCAGAUAGUGCAGGAGCCAAUCGUGUAAAUAAUAUUAAUAUAAUACAUCUUGAUUGAUAAACGCUCAAGUUUUUAGAUACUCGGAAUCGAAAGCUACGUGCUAUCGUUGUUACAGUUUCGUUGUUCAACGUUUAACUCCGAAUCAUUUCUAUUUCAUUGUAAAUAAAUUAUGCUUAUUUUUUUU